AUGAGACGCUGGUCUACUCCACCUAGAGGCGGCUAUUUCGCAGCAGUCAUGGCCUUCAGCUUUGCCAAUACGUCCAGCGCCCUGACGGGCGCAUCCAAAGGAGCCGGAUCGGGAACGGGGGCGGGAGCUGCAGGCUCGACUACACAAGGGCCCGAUCUCGAGCUCAUUCAAACAGAGAACCUGGGCUUUCUCUCGCUUGCGGGCGAUGCCAGAGUCCAGCUGACAGCCAAAUGGGCCGAUCAGCCCGCGCCGACCGCGUCGCUGAUAAGCAUCGCCUCGAGGAAGGGCCUCGUGGCUGCUGCCGGCCCAGAUGCUGUUCACAUAGCGACGACUGAAUCCGUACGGAAGGCGUUUGAAACGGCCAAGGUUGGCGACAGCGAGGUGCGGCCGUUCGAGCCGCAAGCAAAACUCCCGCUGCCCAUGAGGAUAUCACAACUCGCAUUCACAUGCGAUGAGCAAUACCUUAUCAUAUCUGCCGAGUCGGGUGGCGGGCUAGCGGUCUACGAUGUUCAGUCUGUAUCACAGGGAUCGACCCAGCCGGCGAUGGAGAUCUCAACUAGCGGCGAGUCUCUGCGCACCCUUCUUCCGAACCCAAAUCCAGACAUGGCCGAGCUUGUACUGGCUGUCACAAAUAACGGCAACUUACUCGUGGCCAAUCUGAAGCAACGAGGCUUGGUCUCGGGCCCUAGCGGUCCCGUGAUGAAGACGGGCGUAUCAAGUGCAGCUUGGAGUACCAAAGGCAAACAGCUUGUGGCAGGUCUUGCCGAUGGAACGCUCGAACAGUUGACUCCAGACGGAACUAGCAAGGCAAACAUACCAAAACCCACUGGCCUUGAUAAUCACCAUGUUGCUUCCGUUGCAUGGUUGGAGAAUAAUGUGUUUCUAGUUGUCCACAACGUGACAAACGGGGAUGGGCCGUCGACUUUCAAUAUUAUCACAAGGCACCAGGAGAAAGGAAGCCCGGCGAGUUACGUUUUUCAAAAACUGACGGACCCGGUUGAACCUUUCGGGUCUGAGAAGAAGCCUCACCACACAUUAUUGAGACUCAAGGACUUUCCGCCUGACCUUCAAGAUGCGCUCCUUGUCUCAUCCACCUGUAGAGAGGCUAUCGGACUCUUGACAAGAUCAAAGGCUCCACUCACCAGCACCGUUCCUGCUGACAAGAUCACCAACGUCUUCACUACCACAGAGUUUGCCGAUGACACAAAACGGGCAGAAUUGCCUAUGGGUGAAGACUACAUGGACACUUUCCCCAUUGGUACGGCACUUGAUCUGUCCAGCAAGGACAAGGUAUACAAGCCGAUCCCAACAGACGAGAUGGAUGAGUCUCCUGGACCCCUCCCUGGUCUGUGGGCUUUGAACAACGAGGGUGUCCUGUCAGUUUGGUGGAUUGUCUAUAAUGACUCUAUCCGACAGGGCACUACAUAUCCGGGUAUGGCAGCGGCUCAGAGUACGAAUGGUGCUACUGCUGCCCCCGCUGCCACUCCCGUCACCACGACCACAUCCGCCUUUGGGGCAUCAUCAACACCCGGCCCUAGCUUCGGAGGUUCCUCUGCGCUCGGCGCAAAGCCAUCUCCUUGGGGUUCGUCUGCAGCUGCCACCCCUUCUGCCGCCCCAGCAUUUGGUAAGACCGCAUUUGGAAGUGCUGGGGGAGACAGUGGGAAAUCUACAUUUGGAACACCGGCGUUUGGGUCUACAUCAGCCCUUGGCAGCGCCUCGGCAACUCCUGCAUUUGGUUCUACUUCAGCCCUUGGUAACUCCUCUUCCACUCCUGCAUUUGGCUCUACGUCAACUCUUGGAGGUGCACCCGCCACGCCUGCGUUCGGGCAGUCCUCGGCGCUCGGUGGUGGCUUGGGGGCUAAGUCAUCCCCAUGGGCUACCGGAGGCACUUCAGCGGCAACACCCGCUUUUGGGCAGUCGGGGCUCGGCUCCACUCCGUCUGGUGGAACUGGUAAGAUCUUUGGAGGCGGAACUUCUUCUACUCCAGCCAGUGGCGGUGGAUUCUCGGCCUUUGCCAAUAAGGGUGGCUUUGGCUCACUUGCCAGUGGCGGUGGUGAUAACAACAGUGGUAGCAUCUUUGGAGCUGGAAAACCAUCAGGUUCUUUCGCCUCUGCUUCACAAGACACGAGCAUGAACCAGGCUACUUCCUUCCCGCCUUCAACCUCCAAGACAAGCUCAACGCCAUUUGGAUCAUCGCCUUUUGUGCUGGGCACAACCUUCAAGGCAGACCCCAAGACGGCCAAUGAUAACGAAAAGCCGGUUACGUCUGGUGGUGGCUCUUUGUUUGGCUCAGGAUUUGGCCUCUCGCUUGGAGACACAGCCAAGACACCAGCUGCAGAGGAGAGUAAAGAUGCCGACAUGGAGGCCGAAACCCCAGCGGCAGCUACCCCAGCAGCCGUGGAGAAGCCUACUAGCAUAUUUUCGUCUACCGCCGGUUCAUCAGUAUUUGGUGCCCCGACCAUAUCCGGAGCCCAGGGCGACAAGCCCAACCCAUUUGGGGCGCCGUCCGAGCAAGCAAAGCCCUCCCCCCCUGCAGCCGCUGACAAGCCAAACCCGUUUGGGACGCCGUCUGCCGCAAAAUCCCCUACUCCUGCGGCAGCCGACAAACCCAACCCGUUCGCUUCCUCCGGCAACAAACCUGGCUUGUUUGGUUCUGGAACAACAUCGUCGAUCUUUGGCGCUAAAAAGCCCGAGGAGCCGCCAAAAUCGAUAUUCGCCAAGCCCGAUGCCACCCCAGCUUCAGAGAAGAAGAAUCCGUUUGGAACCUUUGGGCAAUCUACAACCCCAAGCUCUUCGCCGGCGCCUAGCAAGAUAUUCGGUAACACAACAUCCACGGGAAGCAUUUUUGGCAACAAGCCAGCUCCAGGAGGCUCUAGCAGUAUCUUUGGUGCCCCAACGCAAACCUCGUCAAUAUUUUCCUCAGUCAAGAAACCUGAUGCGGCACCGUCAACACCAGAUAAGAAAGCUGCCGAGUCCAGCUUGCCAUUACCACCGGAAUCAACCAGUAAGACGACCUUCACGCUCUCCGAAUCCUCUGGGUCGUCCGCCGCUUCGCCUCGGAUACCCGAACACAUAGAAUCAUCAAAUUCACAGCGAGAGGUUACUGACUUUACCUCUUUGCCUGCAGAAUCCUCAAACAGCGAACGAUCAGCGACACCUGAUGAUGCACCGCUACCGCCAGACCCGGUCAAGGAGAAAUCCAAGUACAAUAUGGCAGAUCUCAAAUUACCCCCAGGCGUGGUGUCUACGGACGACAAGCCGAAGGCAUCAACAUCGGGAGGCUCGUUGCCCAAGUUCUCUUUCAAGGAGGAGGGAGCAACAGAGCAGCCUGUGCCAAGCAGUGACGAAGAAGACGAGCUCUCAGAAGAAGAGCAGGAAGGUGAUGAAGACGAUCAAGGAUCUGCUCCCGAUAGCGAAGGCAGUGGCGUCGAUGUGACCAAGGACCUCAGCCCACCGGGCUACACUCCGCAGAGCUCGUUUGGUGGCGCCGGAGGUGGGAUUUUCUCGCACACACCGGCCGACGAACCACGGCCCGGAUCGCGUCUAUUGUUUGGUGAGAUGAGCCGCCCCCUCUUUCCCCAACCCGUAGCCACGAGCCCCAGGUCACCUAGUCCCGUUCGCGGUGCUGUACCACCCAGAGUCAUGAGAUCCGACUCUGUUCGGUCGGUGAGUGCCCCUGGCGGUGGCAUGGCAUCAUCCAUGGCAUCAUCAAUCUUGGGCAGGAGCAAGGGCAAUUUCGGGAUUAGCGGCACGUUACGCCAACAGCCUGGUCGUCACACGCCAGACCCGAACGUGGAGGAGCAGAGGAGGUCACAGGCGAGGAGAGAGGCGGAUGAAGCACAAGUCCUGCACGACCAGGAAGACGAUUGGAAGCAAGAUCUGUUGAAUGCUCCACCACAGCCGACGCUCGAGCUGGCCGAGUUCACGCCAAACACUGGCAGUGCUCCGGAGGCUGGGAGGACCGUUCCCGCCCAAGCAGAAGCCAUGUACCGUGAUAUCAACCGGAUGGUGGAUACCCUUGGUUUGAAUGCUCGCCACCUCAAGGAGUACAUCCUUGGUCACAUGGGCAAGCUUCGGGCUCCGGGAACGCCGCACAAGACAGCAGAAGAUUUGGAGAUUCCGGACGACUGGAUUCUUUGCGAUGCCGAAGACGUUGGGACUGUGUUAGACCAGGAGCUGCGUGUGGAGCUCGAGGAUGGCCGCGUUAAGAAUGCGGACGAGGUCCUCGAGGCCUGCCAAGAGCUGAGCAGGGGACUGGCCCGGUUGCGGAUCAAGGAGAUGGAUAUUAAGAAGACCAUCAUGUCUCGCAUAGACCCAAGCCAGGCCGAUGCUUUGCGAUCUCUUCCGUUGAGUGCAGAACAGGCGGCACAGCAAGCCGACCUGAGGAAGCAAUUUACAAGCUUCUCCAAGCUUCUAGCCGAGGCCGAAGAAUCACUGACUAUGCUGCGCGCCAAGAUGGCAACGGCUGGUGGGCUCGACGGUCGGAGGAACGGAUCGGUCGGUGGAGCUGGCUCGGGCGCCAAUGCAGUACCAACGGUCGAUGCUGUCCUGCGUACAAUCCUGAAGAUGACCAGCAUGGCUGAGAAGCGCAGCGGUGAUGUGGACGUACUGGAGAAUCAGCUGCGUAAGCUGCGCCUGCAGCAAGGGCUCGGGACCGCCAACGGCAGCCGGGAGAACUCCCCUUUCUCGACGCCGCAGAAACACCAGCAUCGUCUUUCUCGGUCCGUCUUCAGCCCGGGUGCGUCAUCACUCAUGGGUGCCUCUAUGGCACUGACAUCGUCGGUCGCCUCGUACAACGGUAGCCCCGCCCGGUCGAUGACCAACUCUCCCCGCAAGAAGCUAAGCGGCUAUAGCGACGACGACAAGAAGCACAUCCGCGCUCGUCUGGAAAAGCGCUCGGCGGCGAUCACCAAGCUGCGGGAAAGUGUGGAGAAAGCCGGGCCGAAUGUCUGGCGCAUGACGGACGAAGAUUAG
Messenger RNA from Pyricularia grisea, 4974 nucleotides. RefSeq lists its product as uncharacterized. Gene Ontology annotation, cellular component: nuclear pore. Gene Ontology annotation, biological process: protein import into nucleus; RNA export from nucleus. The record is from RefSeq and is a predicted model, not a curated record. Gene Ontology annotation, molecular function: protein binding; structural constituent of nuclear pore. The coding region runs from base 1 to 4974 and encodes 1657 amino acids. The transcript has 2 exons. Lineage: Eukaryota; Fungi; Ascomycota; Sordariomycetes; Magnaporthales; Pyriculariaceae.